This is a messenger RNA of Pocillopora damicornis (cauliflower coral), 3474 nucleotides long. RefSeq lists its product as uncharacterized. NCBI's taxonomy places the organism in Eukaryota, Metazoa, Cnidaria, Anthozoa, Scleractinia, Pocilloporidae. The record is from RefSeq and is a predicted model, not a curated record.
AUGGUUUGAUUGCCAUGUAAUAAACUACCCACUAACCUCACUUCCUUAAGCUGUACUGGGGAAUAUUAGAUCUCAGUAUUUUUUUGUACUGACCUUGCUGUGUUUGGUCUGUACUGCCAUGACCUCAUGCCAAUAUUCCCCAGUACCACUCCAUGCUCAAUUAGCAAGAAGUUACAGUUCUUGAUUUUUCAAUUAUUUCUUUGUUGUUGUUUCUUUUCUUUUUUCUUUUUUUUUUUUGUUGUUGUUACUGUCACUGUUUUAUUUUUGAUCUUCCAAUUUACUUGAUAAUACAUGUUAGGUAUGUCCUAUUCUUUACUGUUCUUUGAUAUGACUGGAAAAAAACUUAUUUUCAAUUUUUCUAUUAAACAUUGUUGUAAAUGCUGGUGUGAGCUAUAUGUGGUUUGUUCAUUUAUCUGCUGGUGAAGCAGCAUGCUGUAAGCUAAAAACUGUUGUUUACCUACUUUAAUUUAUACAAAAAUUCAACUCAAACUCCCAUGCACUGGGAGAGCUUGCAAAGUAAUAAACAAUUUUUUUUAAAGUGGUUCAUGAAGUUUGGAUGCCUCGUAAGAGACCAGACUGUAAGGUUCUUGAUUGGCUGAUAAAAAUUUGCAUAUUCUAUAGUAGGUUUCUUAAAUGUGAGUUUGCAUUGUAUAUGAGCUGGUCAAAGAAAAUGUUUUAAGUAACCUGCUUUGUUGGAUAAUUUUCAAGGUAAAGAAAACAAGACACAUUUAGCUUCUGAGCAACCAACUUUUUGUCGCUCAUUUUCAAACAGGCUCAAUUCCAAGACAAGCUAAAAAUCAAUGCAGCGUCAGGAUGCCGGUGCAGCCAAUCAGGUGGCGCGUUUGCCUUCCGUCAAAUGGAGUGACUGUCGACGGGGCAAGGAGUCAGAAACAUCUGAGUAACCUCGUGUGAAUGAAAGAUUUCAAAGAGGAUCUGUUUAAGGGAUUCAACAAAAGUGCAGCUUGGGGAGAGAUCCAACUCACGGAGCAGUUGGGAAGCCCAAAGGGCUAAUACCUCCCCCCUCCCCUCCUCCCAUCCGCCUCGAGCGGUUACGUUGGACCAAGAAGCGCAGGCAAUUUUCAAUAAAAACAGGGGAGAAGGGAACAGUUAAGGAGCUUCUCCUAGAGGAUUUACCCUUAAAACGAGUGCGGCGCGAACACGAAGAGCUGUCUCGCGCGCACGUGUUAAAUUUUAGCAGCACGACAGCGUCACGUGCGCACGUGCGAGCCUGGACUUCAUCUGGCUCCACUUUUUGAAAAAGGCUGACACUAUCGAGGAUUAGUUCAGCUGAAAACUUUCCUUCACGCUACAUUUACGUUAUAAUGACAAAAACAGGAAAUUCAAACUGCAGACAUUCUACCGAAAUUGUUUGACGAAGACGGUCACGCGGUUAGUUACCUAAGCAGAUGAACAUUUAAACCCAACUCGUUUCCGCCGAUAGAUGUCGAGUUAAAUCAUCACUGAAAUGGAAUUUUACUCAAAUGCAACAACGGCUCAUCAAAUUAGUAACCUAAACGAGUCUUCUUCCUUAUAUGGAGCGGAAAUUCAAGAUGAAAUGCAAACUUCUGGAGGCAAUUUUGGAAAUGCAGUACAAUCAUGUCGAUUAGAAGAACCAAGCUACUUGGAUAGUGGCAAAAGUGGCAGAAGAUUUCGUGGACCAGAGCCUUACAGAAGCACGGCUACGAACCAAACGUCAUGUUCAAGUUCUACUAAUAGUAAUCCCUGGGAAGUCACGUUAAACCCGAGGGAUAUUCAAAAUGGGAUGCAACCGUAUGCAGUGGACUUACUUUUACCAGUAAACAAUUUAGUUCAGUCUCUUCCAAAUGAUUCUACGGAAAUUAAUUCAUACAACCCCAUAGCUGAUCCAAGGGAAACAAAUCUUACGGGUAUCCCAUCUUACGAUGUGGACAUCACCAUACGGUCACCUGUUAGCCAUUCCUUUCAUUCUCAUCCAACAACCUCGACCAAUAUGAUUCCCGAUCGCCAUUCAGUCGAUCCGAGGGGAACGAAUCCCAAGGGUAUUCCAACUAACGCUAUGGACUUCUCUGGGGAUAGAAAUUCCUGCUAUCAUUUGGGUAAUCCUUGGGAGAAAGAUCCAAAUGGAAUGAUGUCUUCUCAUACGACUUAUGAAAAAGGGAAAAAGGAUCGGAACGGCAUUCAAUCUGGUGAAACGGAAAGUCCCGAGGUGACACAUGCUACCAGGGCUGAUCUCAAACGAAUAAAUUACGAUGUUGAGGAAAGAAAUUUUCAUCAGGUGACACACAGAGAAAACUCGCAGUUCACUCAGCCGAUACUAAGCUAUCCACUUAAUCAGACAUGCAGCCAAGCUGGUACUUCGUCUCAAAAAACUAUUAGGUUGCAAGGAGGGGCGCCAUUCUACCACGCUACGUUCCAAGGAGAAUUAGCCAGCCAGGUGUUCGAGAAAGGCAGUGAAGGAGGGAGCAAUUUCAUUUACCAAACAAGCUCCGAUGGAAGGAUUCGAUCCAAGGAUCUUCCCUUUAAUUCUCAACAAACGACUGUCAAUGAGAGAGGAUUCACCAGGACUUGCCCUCGUUGUCACUGCGUUGUAGCGAGCCAACCACAAACGACGUCUCCUCCAACAACCCCUGGCAUACAAAACACACGAACAUCGGUCAUCAUGCUUCCUCAAAAGAGAGAGGUCGAGGAGACAAAGAAAACAUCCAACCAUUUUGCAGUAGGAAAUCAGAAAUGGCCAUCACCGAUAAAAAGGCCUCUGGAAAACGAAUCUGAUCUUUCUGAAGAAGACAAAGAUGAUGAGGACUUACAAGAAACGUUCUUUCGAGUGAACAUAGACGGCACGACUGCGAGAUUCAAGCUGACAGAGGAAGAUUGGGCCAAGAUGCCAAUUAAGUCAUUUCCAAGCGGUGGCCGUCUACUGAGCGGAGACUGGACCCGCAUUUUCCUUAACAAAGUGAAGGAAAGCAACCCAUGGUGCAGUUUGCGUUUCAAGAAUAAUCACGUGAGAUCGGAAAACUCGCGUAAGAUGCACUCGUCCGUGUUUUUCAGGGGAGGGGCUGAGUGCAAGUAUCCAGAGUGCAGCGUUAAAUUGAGAUUCGUGAUUAAGAAGGAUUACGGGCGGCGUGUGGAUGUGACCUACAUCGGUAACGUCUGCCACGCUAGCUAUACCUAGGCAUGAGAUGUAAGACUAACAUCCGAGGAAACACGUUUUCUGUAUCCAUGUUCUCAUCUUAGACUUAACAAAAAUUACUCAAUUCGAGUAAAGCACUUAUAUACUUCAAUUUGUGACAAAACUCUUGGCACGCUCUAGUACUUUUUUUAACUUUUUAUAUCUCUCAUUUAUCUCUCCCUCUCUCCCAUCUCAAUGUUGCCUGGUGCGUGAGAAAACGCCCCGGUAUAACCAAGUUAUGAUUAGUUUAGAGAUCAGCCUUCUUAUCAAACGACAAGAAGACGUGAAUUUUGUAAUUCAAGCACUCAGUGCAAGUGAAUGAAAAA